CCAGCGCUGUUAUAUCUGUGGUUUUCCUCAAGGAGACGGUUCGAGCUUCUGAUGUAGUUGGUGGCAGCCUGGCCAUAACUGGAACGUACCUCCUGGUGACCUUUGCCCCCCACGCAUCCACACACAUCACAGCUCAUCUGGUCCAGUACUACGCCAUCAGCUGGCACUUCCUUCUUUACCUCUUCAUCGAGGUCAUCCUGUUCUGCAUUCUGCUCUAUCUGUACAAGAGGAGGGGUGUGAAGCACAUUGUCAUCGUGAUGCUGCUGGUGGCCCUGCUCGCCUCCCUUACGGUCAUCUCGGUCAAAGCCGUGUCAGGGAUGAUCACAGAGUCGAUAACGAGCCAGCUGCAGCUCAUCUACCCUAUAUUCUACGUCAUGCUCGUCGUCAUGGUGGCCUCCUGCGCUUUCCAGAUCAAAUUUCUCAAUCAGGCAAUGAAAAUGUUUGAUGCCACAGAGGUGGUUCCCAUCAACUUUGUGUUUUUCACUGCAAGCGCCAUUGUUGCAGGGAUAAUAUUUUACCAGGAAUUUGAAGGCUUGGCUUUGUUGAAUAUUUUUAUGUUCUUAUUUGGCUGUCUUCUGUCCUUCAUCGGAGUUUUCCUGAUAGCCAGAAACAGACCAAAGAUAAAGCAACAAGAUCGCACUUUUAUUCCAAUGGAUAAGAUUCCUGGGAGAAGGAACACAGACAAAGUGCAGCCCGAGGCAAAGACCCAAACAUACGGAUCACUGGCAGCCAAACUCAUGUGCAACAGAGCCGGCCAAACAGACGACUGAUGGGAAGCCUCUCCAUCUGUCAGGACUGCUGCUUUACCCAGUUUGGGAGUGAGCUCAGAUUUUACAGGGCUCAACAAAAACAGCACAAAUCUAGAAAAGAAAUGUUGCUCUGUAUAAUCGUCACCACUAUCUGGAAUAUCCUGAUGAGGAAAGAUGAUUCGGAAAUUAAAUUAAACUCAUGAUUGCACUAAAAUGUCAGACUGAUCUUAUUGGCUGCAAGAAGAUUAAAAAAGAAUAUAAACAGAUUUUUGCAGACCUGACGUCUCAGUAGUCUAUGAAUCAAAAUAAGUGCACUACUGCCCUCUAAUGGUAGGAAAAGAACGCCUGAUUGCACUUAUCCUUUAAUUAUCAAAUGUAAAUUCACUUAAUUUAAAAAGAGAAAAAGUAAAUUCUA
This is a messenger RNA of Poecilia latipinna (sailfin molly), 1164 nucleotides long. Its product is annotated as NIPA-like protein 2. Gene Ontology annotation, cellular component: membrane. The annotation marks the transcript as partial. Gene Ontology annotation, molecular function: magnesium ion transmembrane transporter activity. NCBI's taxonomy places the organism in Eukaryota, Metazoa, Chordata, Actinopteri, Cyprinodontiformes, Poeciliidae. Gene Ontology annotation, biological process: magnesium ion transport. The record is from RefSeq and is a predicted model, not a curated record. The transcript is spliced from 8 exons.